AUGGAGCAGACUGACCGACCCAUAUUUUCGGCGGUCUCCAAUUCUGUCCAGCAAUUAUAUGUGCUCUUGCGAUGCAUCGGAUUCUCUUCAAAAGCUUCAGUUCAGGUCACUUCACAAGGGAUUCGCUUCUCCGCUGAAGACGGACGAGUAAUGCAAGGCGUCGCAUUUCUUGAUAAGAAACUUUUCACCAACUACAUAUUCCACCCACCAUCAGGGACUAACCUUGAGGGUACCGUAGAGGAUGAAUAUGGUCUAGACAAUUACGUUUCCCCUCUCUUCUUGAUAUCUCUUUCUGCCCUACUCGAGACACUCCAGAUCUUUGGCCUCAAUGAUGCGUCUUCAUUUACCAAUCCGACUCCAAAUCCGGCCACCUCAACCGCCCUCAACGCUUUCUCAGGACCUGCAUUACUCCUAAACCGCACGUGCACAAUCAGUUAUAUUAUGCAAGGAUCGCCACUUGCUAUCACUCUAUCCGAAGCUGGUGUGACCACCACAUGCGAAUUGACAACGUACGAACCGGAUGACAUCGAUUUUGACUCCUCAGUUGGAGAUACCGAUAUUCCAUUUCAGCGUGAUGCCAUCGUAUUCAAAGCCAUAAUGCGCUCAAUGUGGCUUCACAACGCCAUUCUGGAAUUAGACUCCACGAAUCCAACCUCAUUGUCUUUUAGCGUGUCAGCGACCAAGGAGCCAUACUUCGCUCUUUCCGCCUCUGGAGGUCCUUUUAGCGAAUCGACCAUCGAGUUCUCAAUCGACAAAGACCCUUCCACCGCUGGCGCCAAUGUACCCGUUUACAAAACACUGGAAGAUGGCACAAGUUCACCUUCAAAACAACAAGCAAGGCGCGGGAAGCUCGCUCCUACUGUAACAGAGACGUUCCUCGUCAAUUCGCCAUCCAGAUCCAGGUUCCGCCAGAGUUACAGAUUUGCACUUAUUUACAAGGCUCUUCGUGCGAUGGCGGCCUCAAGCAAGGUUAGCAUCCGCAUUGAUAGACAGGGGGUUCUGAGUUUACAAUUUAUGAUUGAAUUUGGUGAUGGAAAUGGCGUUGAUGGCGGAAGAGGGGUUCAACCGCCCACCGCAAUUAAGAAGAUCGAAAAUGCUGGCUUUGUGGAUUUCCGAUUCGUCCCAUUAGUCGAUGACGCUGACGAGGGCGGAGAAGAUGGGGCUGCAAAUGAUUGA
Paracoccidioides brasiliensis Pb18 is the source of this 1176-nucleotide messenger RNA. RefSeq lists its product as uncharacterized. Gene Ontology annotation, biological process: DNA repair; DNA damage checkpoint signaling. The transcript has a single exon. The record is from RefSeq and is a predicted model, not a curated record. Bases 1 to 1176 code for a protein of 391 amino acids. Gene Ontology annotation, cellular component: checkpoint clamp complex.